AUGGCAACCGGCCCUUUGAAGUGCGAACUAAAGAGCAGUGAAAUAGUUGUAGACGAUAAUCUUCGCAUCUCAUUUCGACGUACCAUCCGGGUGCCGGACAAUGAUCGAUCUUCCUACCUUCCGCCAGAUCUGGGCGCAUACCCACUUAAAGCGGUGGCCGACUACAGCAAACAGAUGCCGCCCGCGAUGACUACCAAAGGCGGCGUAUCCUUUCCCAUGUAUCAAUCAGAAGCAAAGUGGAUUAAUUUUGACAUAUAUGCCAUCUCCGGUGAGCCUGCGGUGGAGGAUUGCGGCACCAAGCUGCGCCGCCAGGCUCAAUUUGCAAAGUUCAUUAACAAUAGCGAUGGCUCCGACUCAAUCCCGCUUCAAGACUACGUUAUCGUGCCGGGCCAGGAGUGGCUAGAUGGUAUCGCCAACUCCAACGGCACCAUCCGACAAUUUGUGGCCAUGCCUUUCGGAAGCGGCUACUCGAUUGAAUCUCAGACUACCGGCAAAGAUACCGCAGGUGGUGUUCACUUUGAGAUUAUCCCGUACAAAACAAGAGCUUUCAUUCUCUUCGUGAGGGCGUUGAACAGAGACUUUUUCACGUUACAUGGCCAUGAGAACGACACUGUCGAAAUGUUGAAGCAGUCUGUUCAAGAUAAAUGUGGCAUAAGAACUAGUGAACAGAGGCUCAUGUUUCGAGGAAAACAGGUUCAAGAGGAAAAUACCCUUGGAUAUUACGGAGUCAAUGGAGUAUUGGAGAUGGCCGUUGCCGCUGGCGGAAAGAUCAAGCAAGGCAUCAUGCCCGACAAGCUUGAAGAUCGUUGGCAGAGUAACCGUACCACUGUCUUCAACGUGCAAAUCCUCAACUCGGCCGUUUACGAGGCAGUCACUGGCCAAGCACCUCCAACGAAGCCGAUAAAUGCCCAGACCUACGAAAUGCAUGGAUUGCCUUUCUACAAGCUGUGCGAGGAGCCAAGUGGAAUCUUUGGUGAUUUCAGUUUGGUCAAGUCUAUUGCGCAGAUCAACGGAGAGAUGGAACAAAUCGUCACACCCGACACUGUUGAGAUUAGCAGCAUGACUGCGCAGCGACCCGUCGGCCUGACAAACCCCAACGGGCCCCUCCGCGAGCUUCGCACUCUCCGCGACCUCAUGAGAGAAUUCGAGCGAUUACAUAUUUCCAGUUUUUAA
Messenger RNA from Bipolaris sorokiniana ND90Pr, 1173 nucleotides. RefSeq lists its product as uncharacterized. The record is from RefSeq and is a predicted model, not a curated record. NCBI's taxonomy places the organism in Eukaryota, Fungi, Ascomycota, Dothideomycetes, Pleosporales, Pleosporaceae. The transcript is spliced from 6 exons. The coding region runs from base 1 to 1173 and encodes 390 amino acids. Gene Ontology annotation, molecular function: protein binding.